GUAAUGAGCGCGAAAUAGUGUGGUUAAUUAUUUUGGCGCCAAAUUUUUUCUUGUGUGUUUGAUAUUUUGUUUGUUUGUGAUUUGUCCAUCAAACAGCAACCUGAAGUUACCUUUUUUUUUCAGUUUCAUCAUUUAACAUUGUCGUGAUUUCAUAUAUAUCAAUAAUUUCGAUUUUUAUCUGAAAUUUUCUUAUUCAAUCUCAUUUCAUUUAUUUAACAAACAAAAAAAAAUGUUCGAAGCUAAAUUGGAUCGUGGUAUUGUUUUGAAAAAAAUUCUCGAUGCUAUUAAUCAAUUGGUUAAUGAAGCAAGUUGGGAAUGUACAUCAUCAGGAAUGUCAUUACAGGCUAUGGAUACAUCUCAUGUAUCAUUAGUUGCUGUUAAUUUGAAUGGUGAUGGUUUUUCCAAAUUUCGUUGUGAUCGUAAUAUGGUUCUUGGAAUGAAUCUUGUCAACCUUUCAAAAAUACUUAAAUGUGCCGGUAAUGAUGAUAAAGUUACUAUAAAAGCUGCUGACGGUGAUGACAAAAUUAAAUUGAUUUUCGAAGCACCAAACGAAUAUGAAGUAUCUCAAUAUGAGAUUAAAUUGAUGAAUUUGGAUGCUGAAUAUCUUGGUAUUCCAGAAACCUCUUACAAUGUAACAGUAAAAAUGCCUGCUGCAAAAUUUCAACGUAUCUGUCGUGAUCUAAAUCAGAUUGGUGAUGCUGUAACUAUUUCCUGUACAAAAAGUGGUGUUGAUUUUUCAGCCACUGGCGAUCUUGGCAAUGGUAGUGUUUCAUUAAGCCAGAAUAGUUCAUUCGAUAAACCGGAAGAUAAUGUAACCAUAUCGAUGCAAGAACCAUUAUCACAAACAUUUGCAUUGAAAUACCUUAAUCAAUUUACCAAAGCAACACCACUUUGUUCACAGGUUACACUUUCAUUAUCACCCGAUGUACCAUUGGUUGUUGAAUAUAAAAUCAUUGAAGAAAAUGAAGAAGAUUCAAAAAAUGAAAUUGGUCAUAUUCGUUAUUAUUUGGCACCAAAAAUCGAUGAUAAUGAAUAAUUUAUUCAUUCAUUUUUUUGUAUUUUCAUAUUUGAUCCACAUAAAUAGAUUGAUAAUAUGAGAAAACAAACAAUAAUUUCCACAAAUUUUAAAAGAAAAUUGUCAUUCUUUUUUUUCAUCUUAUUAUUAAUCAUCAUUAUUAUUAUUAUUAUUAUUAAUCAUAAAUACUAAUUUACUAAUGAGGACUAGAAC
Dermatophagoides pteronyssinus (European house dust mite) is the source of this 1228-nucleotide messenger RNA. It is a transcript of the gene PCNA, whose product is annotated as Proliferating cell nuclear antigen. Gene Ontology annotation, biological process: translesion synthesis; regulation of DNA replication; leading strand elongation. The record is from RefSeq and is a predicted model, not a curated record. NCBI's taxonomy places the organism in Eukaryota, Metazoa, Arthropoda, Arachnida, Sarcoptiformes, Pyroglyphidae. Gene Ontology annotation, cellular component: PCNA complex. Gene Ontology annotation, molecular function: DNA polymerase processivity factor activity; DNA binding.